Messenger RNA from Diachasma alloeum, 690 nucleotides. RefSeq lists its product as uncharacterized. The record is from RefSeq and is a predicted model, not a curated record. Bases 70 to 573 code for a protein of 167 amino acids. The transcript is spliced from 3 exons. NCBI's taxonomy places the organism in Eukaryota, Metazoa, Arthropoda, Insecta, Hymenoptera, Braconidae.
UGUCCAAAUCCUCGAAUCAGCACAAGCACGAUAAGGGAUUGAAGCGAUUGGGGCCAAACGAGACUCAUCAUGCAGACCUUAAACGCCAACCAUCGUACGUUAACCUGGAACAACUGGAUGAAGUGGAGGAGUUUCCUGAUAUUUCCAAGUACAUUGAUUCCUGGGACGUUGAUCCUCCAGAACAAUGGUCAGAUGACAAUGCAAGCCAUGGUCCAGACCUCCGAUAAGCCUCAACUGAAGACAUCUGAUAAAUUUCAAGAUAAGACAUCUCAUGAGGCCCAAGCGAAGACGUCCGAUAAGCAUCACGUUACAACCAAAGCUAUGAAUUCAGCUACAAAAAUCUCGGAUCCAGCCAAAACUGCGGUGGAAUUGUUGGGAAGUAAAAUGGAACGCAAAAAAGAAGAGUCAGAAGCAGCAAGAAAAUACAGGAAGAGGAAAUUGGAGCUGAAUUUGAAAAUUUUUGACUUCGAGCAGGAGAAAUUCAAAGCUGAAGGGCAGAGGCACGAGGAACUCCUCUCUGCUCUCAAUGAAAUGAAUGGCACUCUUGUUGAUUUGCUAAAUCAAAUUUCAUAAAUGGGAUUUUUUUCGUUGAGGAGCAGGUACUUCCUGAUAGGGUUUCAAGGGGGAUGAUUUUUUCUUUUAUUCCUCAUUUCAAACGACAAUUCGCGAGAUCAGAGUGUUUUCUUUUCA